Platichthys flesus (European flounder) is the source of this 4521-nucleotide messenger RNA. RefSeq names its product zinc finger and BTB domain containing 2b (gene zbtb2b). The record is from RefSeq and is a predicted model, not a curated record. Gene Ontology annotation, biological process: regulation of transcription by RNA polymerase II. NCBI's taxonomy places the organism in Eukaryota, Metazoa, Chordata, Actinopteri, Pleuronectiformes, Pleuronectidae. The transcript is spliced from 3 exons. Gene Ontology annotation, molecular function: protein binding; DNA-binding transcription factor activity, RNA polymerase II-specific; RNA polymerase II cis-regulatory region sequence-specific DNA binding. The coding region runs from base 190 to 1773 and encodes 527 amino acids. Gene Ontology annotation, cellular component: nucleus.
AAAACCCCUAAACCGGAAAACACCGACGGACGGACGACCCUCUCCGCCGCCGACGAAUGCUGCGUUCGCGAGGAGGAGCGGUACAAGCUGCUGCUGCGAGCCCAGAGAGGACGGACGAGUCCCCGGUGACAAAACCCCUACACACGGCGGCGACGCUCCACGGAUCACCGCGGAGAAGCAGGUUGAAGAAUGGAGUUGGCCAACCAUGGUCUUAUCCUGCUGCAGCAGCUUAACGCUCAGAGGGAGUUUGGCUUCCUGUGCGACUGCACUGUGGCUAUCGGAGAUGUCUUCUUCAAAGCCCACAAAGCCGUCCUCGCUGCCUUCUCCAACUACUUCAGGAUGCUCUUCAUUCACCAGGACAGUGACUGUGUGCGCCUAAAGGCUGCCGACAUCCAACCAGACAUCUUCAGCUACCUCCUCAACCUGAUGUACACGGGCAAGCUGGCUCCCCAGCUGAUCGACCCUGCACGGCUGGAGCAGGGAGUCCGAUUCCUGCACGCCUACCCACUCCUGCAGGAGGCAAGCCAGUCAGUGUAUUCACAACGCGAGCAAAGCAUCAACCUCUCCACCUCCCUCUAUGGCAUCCAGAUCUCUGACCAGCAGGUGGCGCUGUCAGCCAGACUUGCCUCUCGGCGGCAGCUCUCCUCUCCCUUAGAUGUCGAUCAGCUCAUGUCAGAGGGGAAGUUUCCAUCCAUGUCGGGGGGAACAGCUUCGUACGGCAACUCCUCGCCAUCCAAGAUGCUUUCCUCGCCCAUAGACAUGGAGGCCUCGACCAGUGGCGCUAAGCCUGAUGGUGAGGAGGGGGGAGCCAGCAUGCUGACUGGAGAUGGUUCCUUGGUCAAUGCCAUCCUCCAUGUUAAGCCCAGCAUCAUGAAGAGGAACGCCUCCUUUAGAAAGCAUUAUUCCUGUCACAUGUGCAGGAGCCGAUUCACCCAGAGAAGCCUGCUGAGAGAGCACCUCCUGCAGCACAGCCUAGCUGUUCAGCAGAGCCUGACUGAGCCCAGUAACGCACUCUCACCUGUCAUGUCGAUUGAACACAGCAUGUUAGAGGUAGAGGGGAUCCUUAGGGGAAGCAAGCCAGGGUCAAGUGCCUCCGCUGCCAGUACGGCGGUCGAGAUAAUCAGUGACAAUGAGCAAACGCCUGUUUCAGGCACCAACUCAGACUCUCCCCGGGCAGAGGUAUCCACAUCCAGCUGGGGGGUGGGGGGAAUGAAUCAUCAGGCAGACACACCCCCUCCAUCAGACAUUGCGGACAUCGACAACCUGGAGAGCGCCGACUUGGACCGCGAGGUGAAGCGGCGGAAGUACGAAUGCUCCACCUGUGGCCGCAAGUUCAUCCAGAAGAGCCACUGGCGCGAACACAUGUACAUCCACACGGGAAAGCCCUUCAAAUGCAGCGCGUGUGGCAAGAGCUUCUGCCGGGCCAACCAGGCAGCGCGCCACGUGUGCCUGAACCAGGGCGCCGAUUCCUACACCAUGGUGGACCGACAGAGCAUGGAGCUGUGCUCCGCAGGAGAUGACAGCAGCCAGAUGGAGGCCAUGUUCUUGGGCUCAGCAAAGCCUUAUAAGUGUAACAUUUGUGCGACCACCUUCUCCAGCCCCCAUGAGGUGAUCAAGCACCUGUGCUUCACCCAGGGGGGAUUAGUGGGUCUUCAGGGAGACGCAGGAAUGCUGCUCCAACAGGAAGAUUUGUCUAAAGAUGAAGGCUCUGAUGCUUCCAACUCUGGCACCCAGCUAGAACCUAUAAAGACUGAGGAGAUCCUCGUAGAGUAGUGCCAAAACUGUGUUUCUGUCCUUUUUAACAUGUUUAUCUUCUAAAUUAUGGUUAAUACGUAAGCUAAAGCUAGUCAGGGUAUGUAUGAUGGAGGUUCUCAAGCUAAUAAUUAAAGUUUUUUUGGUUUUGAGUACAGUAUUUUUUUGGUUUAUUUUAUCCUGUGUUGGAAAAUGUUAAUGGGUUCAUCCACAUCAUAAAGAAAAGCUAAUACAAAUCACAUUUGGCUCAAUGUUAAGCUAAACCCCAACAGGGGAGAUGAAAGUGUUUCCUCUCGUAGCUUUAGAGUCUCUGCACACGCAGACGUUCUGUACAAAAGGAAGAGGAAGCGGAGACAGUUCCGGAAGAGAAGGCAUGUUGUGAGAUGAGUUGGCUGAGGGAAGGUUUGUGGAGAGGAAACUUCUAACAAAAACCCACUCGAGCUGAACAGGACAGCUGUUUCUCUAUGGUUGUAUUCAGCGACGGUUCUGCACAUCCGGUCUAGAUUAUAAUCCCUGCUCUAAGCACACUGAAUAUAAAAGCCUGAGACAAUCUGAGUUGAUGUGAGAUUUCUCUUCCAUUUACAUCUUGGCUCAGCAGAAUGAACGUCUUGGUUGUUUCUGUGUGAUUUCAACAUAUUUAAAACUCAACGGAUGUUGGUCAAAUCACCAGAAACCUUGAUUAUGUCAAGGUUAUGUCAUGUCCCCCCCCCCCACACACACACAAACACACACACAUACCUUGGUGCUAAGUUAUUCUGUACAUGACGUCUGCAUUAUCAUUUGCUUGCAUCUACUCUUAAAAAAAACUAAAUUCAUUUCACAUGCUUUUCUAAUUUUGUAUACAGCGCUAUAUUUACAAAGAUAACAUUAUAUUUCAAAGUUGUAUAUAUCUAUUAGUAGACAAAUAGGUUUAAAAAUAGGAAUACAUUUGGUUUACCACCUUUGUUUAAUCUUAUAAGAAUACGUUCUAUUAUAAAGAUAAUUAUUUUCCCGUUGCCAAAUUUUUACUAAUUGCUAACCUCCUUAUUCAUUUUUUUAACAAAGGGAAACUUUCUCUGUAUUGUAGAUGGAUAAUCAUGUAAAUCUUCUGACCUUGUUAUUUGUUCUUUGUCUUUGUCCCGAACAGAUAGGAUAUGUAGUGGUUGCAGCAUUAGUAGUUUAUUUUAAAGGACAAAACAUUGAUGGGAGAGAAUAUGCAGGAGAACACAAUGAAGUUUUUUUCAGGUUGGAGGUUUCAUUUAACUCAGGCAGAGGUGACAGUGUGACGGAGAGUUGGUUUUAAUGUGAUGUUUUCGAGAAAUCCGUGAACAGGGUGAUGUCUCUGGACACCGGUGUUAUAGAAAUGUGUUAUUUAUUAUAAACUUACAGCGACAUCUACUCUGGGACAACACCAACACUUCCUGUGUACUACUGAUGACUGGAAAUUGUGAAAAAUAUUUACAUCCAUGUCCAAUAAAUGUGAAGCAAGCAAAAGGAUGAGGCAGUUACAUAAUUUACCACGUUUGAACAUGUUAAGCGUGAUGAUCCAGCUCCAGCAGUAUCAUUUUAAAAUGAGAUAAUACCAGUGAACAUCUGUUUUGAUUUCUGUGUCGCAAAUCUGCAAUUCAACUGUGAACUUCUAACAUUUCAUCGGCCACAUUUCACAAUAUCCUUGGCCACGCGUCUGUAAAACUGUCAAUAUUAUUGUUUCAUUCAGAAUUAAAUAAAUUCCAAACUGAAUUGUUGAGUAAGUAUAAAAUUACACUAUUUGGUGCAAAUUUGUUGUUUGGGAUUCUUCCAAUUGAUCAAAUCCAUUAGAUUUAAAAAAAAAACUUGUCCUCCAAGUUUCUACAUAAAAUCCAAUCAUUUCAAUAUCCUCUUCUGUGACCUGACACAGCAGGGAUUACAGUAGACACCAGUUUAAUACUUCCACAUUUUGAUUUGUAAUAUAACUUCAAAGAUUAGUGAUUAACCAAACCCCACAAAAUCACAUUAAUAUGUCCUUUAAAAACCCAUCCCUAGUACACUUAAUGUGCAUUGUGUAUUUUUACGAUUUUAUUUUGAGCCUUUUACAACCUUACAAAACUGUGGCUUUGCGACAAUGUUUUAUUUUAUUUUGUAGUGUUGAGAAGUUGUUGCUCUGAUGCAAUGAGCCCAGUGUUCAGCUAGAUGGAGCUGUUCUCCUUUGCUCUGCUUAGGUCUUACGUUAAGGGGAAAUCUAUCUGUUCUCUUUGGAGUAUAAAUCAAUACUCAACACAUUUUGUUUCACAAACAUUUAUGUUGAAACAUUAAUCGAUUAUGUCUGUGAGCAUAAUGUAACAAGUGUUUCAUAUCAACUGACAGAAAAGGAUUCUUGUUUGUGUCUUGUUGAAAUGCUGUACUACUGACAUUCAUUUCUUAGAGCUCGAUUCAUUCAUGUGCUUCAUGUGCUCUAUAUGAACCAAUUGAAAUGGCGCCCCCCCUCCUCCCUGAAUUGUAAUUUAUCGUCUCUAACGCAAGUCUAGGUUGUGUCUUUUGUGAGUUAUUAACAUCUCAGUAUCUCAGGAAGAGGAGGAUUGUGAAAUAGUGUUUUUCUGUCCACUGUUGUAAACCAAAUCAAUCAUUUCAGGACGAGUGAGGACCCCAACCCAUGAUAACUGAGUGCACACAUACUCCCCCUAUCCCCCCCAGUGCCCAUCUGACAUCUACUGUGAUCGGUCUGUGUUCUCAGGAAUGUGAUUAAUCCUUCUGUACAAACCCUUUUUUCUUUCAUUGAAGAAUGAACAAUAAAAACGUGAUCUUUUUUUAAUA